This is a messenger RNA of Pocillopora damicornis (cauliflower coral), 2558 nucleotides long. RefSeq lists its product as uncharacterized. NCBI's taxonomy places the organism in Eukaryota, Metazoa, Cnidaria, Anthozoa, Scleractinia, Pocilloporidae. The record is from RefSeq and is a predicted model, not a curated record.
UUUUCAUACUUCGAAACGAGAAUAUUGUCAGUUUACACAGCUAAGAAAACUUUUUGAGACCACCAGUUUCUCUGCAUGAAUAAUUAAUUCAACAGCAAGAUAAUUGUUAUCUGAUCGACGCUCUUCCAAUAUUUUGUCGAUCACAAAAUGAAUCCUUCCGAAGCAAAAGUAUUCAGUUCCGGAAUUUCCGGUUUCAUAUCUUCAAAAAAACGCAAGGAUUUUGCUUACAGUCGGCUUGAUCAAACAGACAAUGAUUCAGUGGAAUUCUCGAACGUCCAUUUUCAGAAAGAUCACACUCCUCUCUGUACCAAGCUCUUCUUUGGUCUCCUGGCCUUGAUGCUUUUAUUUGCAACUGUGGCAACGACGGUUUUUCUAAUGAACUGGAAACAUUUUACGGUCGAUCUUCGCUUGGAAGAAGGCAAUGUACGAGUUUAUAAAUUCGACCAGCAAGUCAAGAUCAAUGGCAACGAAGCUACCACGACAAGCAUGUCUAUUGUUGUUUCGAUGCACGUCAUUAACAGAACUGAAGACGAUUGUUGGUUUGGAGUAGUUCUUAAUUUACCAAAGGAAUCAAAAACUUACUCUCACUCCAAAGACUUUACAUUUCUUACCCACGUUUCAAACGCAGAACUUGUCGAUUUUCAGGAUGGCCCAGAAAACCAUUUUAAAGUGUUCGGAAAUCACCUUGACACCAACCAGGAGCUUUCGUUUUAUGUUUAUAAUGUCUUAAACCAACUUCUUCCAAUAAUCAAAGUGAAGCUUUACGAAUUUGUGCUCAGCAAACUGUCGAGCUCUUCCUCGAAUUUUGCUGUGACAAAAAACGUAUUUUUACCAGGUCGUGUUCAUCUUAAACGCACCAUCAUGACAAAACGUGAUACAGUGAUUGUAACGACCCGGGCUGAACCAGGCGACUUUGAAAGCUUUUCAGCUGAUGAGAAAGGAAGAUCGACUUCAUGGAGGCUUUCAUACGACGAAACUACUGUUGUUGACAAGAGAACUGGGAUGGUUGACAGAGGCGAUAUGUCUGUCUCUGCUUAUCUCCCAAUAAGCUCUGAUUUUACAUCGGGGCGCAAGCGUAAACCCAUCCACGGAUUAAAGGUGUCUUUUCGAAGCACUGUGGAAUCGGUUGACGAAUCUGAAGCGGAAGGGAAAAAUUGGAGGGAAAUUUUAGAGAACGAGAAAGAUUUCAACCAGCUGCUAACUCUUCCCUCUGUUAAGGAAUCGGUGUUAUUGUAUUUUGCACCGCCGAAGGGUAACCCCCGGAAAAAGCCCUCAGAGGUUAUAAAAGAGCUGAUAAAAUUAAGCAGAAACUCUCACGGAAGAUCAACAAAACUUCCUCCAAUGAUUAAGAUUGAACAGUAUAGUACUGUAAAUGCUGAUGAAUCAGACGGAGCUGAAAACGAUUACCAAAACGAUGACGAUGAUGAAGAGUUUAGUGAUAACAGUGUUGAAACUGAUGAUGAUGAUGAUAGCGAAAAUGAUAACGAUGACGAUGAAAAUGUGCCAUACUGGCCUCAGCCGAAUUACGCACCAUAUGGAAUCGGUUACGAAGUCAAACGAAAGAGGUCUGUCACAGCAAGAAGAUCGCAGAUCAUCAAAAAAGCUGCCAGGAAAUCACGAACAGAAAAGAACACACCCGAAUUAGAUGAGAUCUGGGACGAAAUCACUUCCUCUGCCCCAGCUCCUAUCCGAGAACCUCCACGUGUCAUUCACUCAUCAAUCUUUGGGUUAGAUUUCCUUGCAGAGAUUGAUUACAGCGUUAAAGCCAAUGACGAAAAUGACAGUGAUAACGAUGAUGACAGUGAUAAUGGCAACGACGAGGAUUGGUCUGUAACCACUAGUUACCAGAUCGCAUUGAAACAGUACCGUAUAUCAGCCUUCAGUAAAGUUCACACAUUGAGCGCGCUAAGAAGCAAACUGCCACGAGAAGGGCAACAGAAGACUAGUCGAUGGACGGUUGAUGCCGGUGACUUCGUGAUGUGCAUUCCUCUGUUUUACCUUCAACGUCUGUGUGGAGCCAUUCGACUCACCUUUGAUAUAACAGUUAUUUACAGCCUACCUCGACUGUCUUUGUCAUAUCCAGUUGAACUGAGUGUCCACAUUGGACAGACAGUCACCACCAACGCUACUUUGUCUGGACACGCCUCCACGUGGUUUCACAAGAGCGGAUUUUACACCAGAGGAACCGUUGCCAUGGCAACGUUACCAGUGCGGUUGUCUUUCAAAGAGGACACCUCACCCGAAUGGUGCGUCAAUGGGAAUCUUGAGCAAAAAAUGGUUCGCAUCGACACGGUGCCCCGGUCUACUUGGAAUUGUUCUCUGGAUUUUUUUAAGUACGCUGACACUUGCCUUGGGCUCUCAGCUAAAAACACAUCUCUGCUGACCUUUGAUCUUCAUUACAGCUCAGCUGAAGGAACGAUGUUUGACAACUGGCAUUACCCAGUUACCUGUGUACAUCGAAAGGGUUAUUUUCCAAACUGAAAUAGCACAUCCGGAUAAAACGUUGUAAAAAUUAUAUAGGAGAUAAAUAUCCAUUAAGGACUAAGCGCCCUGGCCCU